Diabrotica virgifera virgifera (western corn rootworm) is the source of this 579-nucleotide messenger RNA. RefSeq lists its product as uncharacterized. Gene Ontology annotation, molecular function: nucleic acid binding. NCBI's taxonomy places the organism in Eukaryota, Metazoa, Arthropoda, Insecta, Coleoptera, Chrysomelidae. Bases 1 to 579 code for a protein of 192 amino acids. The record is from RefSeq and is a predicted model, not a curated record. The transcript has a single exon.
AUGAAUGCAUCUGUUUUCGAAAAUUGGUUUAGUAAUAUCCUGCAAAAAUUACCAAAAAACGCUGUUGUUGUAAUGGAUAAUGCAGCAUACCACAGCCGAAAAUUAGAAAAAAUUCCGACAACAUCAUCAAAAAAGAAAGACAUGCAGGAAUGGUUAAAAAUAAAAAAUAUUCCUUUCAAUUUGGAGAUGGUUAGGUCAGAACUAUUACAUCUGAUACGAUUAAAUAAAAAUGAGUAUAAUAUGUAUGUAACUGAUGAGAUGGCUAAAAAAAAUGGUCAAAUUGUACUGCGGUUGCCUCCAUAUCAUUGCGAGUUGAAUCCCAUUGAGAAAAUUUGGGCUCAAGUGAAAAAUGAAGUGGCAUUAAAAAACACAACAUAUAAACUGAAAGAAGUAAAAAAUCUUCUGUUACAAGCUCUGGACAAUGUAACUCCAACACAUUGGCAAAAUUGUGUUAAGCACAUCCUGAAAGUAGAGGAAAAAAUGUGUAAACUAGAUGGUAUCAUGGAUAGUGUCAUAGAACCACUAAUAAUUUCAAUUGGCAAUGAUGACAGUGACACCAGUUCCUCAGAAGAUGAAUAA